AUGAAUAAUUACUCUUCACAUCAUGAUGAGAAUAUUAAUGAAGACUCAUUUCAUAAUGAUUCUGUUAAUAGGAAUCAUCAUAUAUACGAUUCAUUAGCAUCUGCUCAACUUCAACAAACAAAUGUUGAUACUUCAAAUUAUUCAAUAUUACAUCAAGCUUCGUCAAAUAUAUCAGAAAAUCAAACUUUUGAGCAAUAUCAACCAGAUACUCCAUCAAAAAGUUAUCGUCAAAAAUUAAUUAAGGAUGAUAUUAUUGCAAUUGAUCACAAUGAUACUGAUGCUUCAUUUAUAUUACCAAAUUUAUAUGAGUUACCAGAAGAUAUUCGUAUUCGUGUUAUGGAUAAUAUUGUUGAUAUACCAACAAUGGUAUCAUUGGAAGAAACAAAACGUCUCAAUUGGUGGGUUAAUAAAAAAUUACCAUGUGCAAAACUAUAUCCUUUAGUAACAAGUGGAGAUGGAAAUUGCUUAUUACAUGCAACAUCACUUGCAAUGUGGGGUUGUCAUGAUCAUUCAUUGUCAAUGCGUAAAGCAUUAAAUGAAACAUUGAUCACAUCUAAACCAAAUAAUUCACUUUAUCGACGUUGGCGUUGGGCUCAAUCCGUACAAAAUAAAAAAUAUGACCUGGUUUUUUCUGAAGAAGAAUGGAAUGAAGAAUGGAAAAGUUUAUUAAGAUUAUCAUCAGCUGAGCCACGUGUUUCACAAACAAAAUCAUUCGAUUCAUACUGUUCGGCUGAUGAAAUCAACAACGGUUCAAAAUCUUCUCAAACAAAUACAGAUCUUUCAACAAAAUCAUCAUCACAAUCAACUCGACAAUAUUAUGAGAGUUUAGAAGAAUUUCAUGUUUAUGUUCUUGCAAAUAAUAUUCGUCGACCGAUUGUUAUCUAUUCAGAUACAUUAUUACGAACGAAUGAUGGUGAAGCUAUUUCACCUAUUGAAUUCGGUGGAAUCUAUUUACCGUUAGAAAUUCCACCGGAAAAAUGCCAUAAGCAACCAAUACUUUUGGCAUAUGAUGCUGCACAUUUUUCAGCUCUACUACCCAUGGAACAAAUUAAUAGUAAACCAUCAUCAAAAUCUACUUAUCGAAUACCUUUAAUCGAUGUAGAUACAUUGGAUAUUCUACCUAUUCAUUUUUUUAUUGAUCCUGGUUUAAAUUUUCAAUGGCCAAUAGAUGAAGAAUUAUCUAAUGAUAAAAUUCAUUUCUAUACAACCUAUGGAGAUAAUCGAAUGGAUAUCCUUGAAAAAUAUUUAAAUUUAUCAAAAGAAUAUCUUCCAUUGAAUAAUUUAAUUCCACAAUCAACAAAAACAAAACAGGAGAAUAGAAUAUCGACAACAACAAAUACUAAUCCAUCAAAUGAACUGAAUUCACCUGUAACACAUAAAAAAGUUUCUCGUUCAUCGUUAAAUUCAUUUUCAAAAAUGUUUCGUCGAACAUUUAUCGAACCAUUUUCAUCUACUAAACGUGCCUCUCUUAAACAUGCACAUUCUCAUUCAACACAUCGAAAGUCUGAUCGAUCCGUUAUGAAUGAAAAUACAUAUGAACACCGACGAUCACUAACAUUACUUGAUCAUCAUACAAAUAUUUUAACUAUCAUUUUAGCUAAUUUUCAACCAAAACGACCACAAAUAUCUGAUAAUAUGAUAAAAAACUAUAUUGAUACAUGUAUGAAUGAUUACUAUUUUGAGAAAAAUCAAAAACAAAUUCAACACGAAAAUGAUAACGUGCAAAACCUUGAACCAUCAACAGAUUUAAAUGAAACUAAUGUUUCAUUAUCAACAAUGAAUACCUAUGACGAAGAAAUUAUCUCGACGAAUAGAUCUAAUGAUACUAGUAAACAAAUAAAUGAUAAACGAACACGCCGUAAAUUACUUCAAAUCCCAUUAAAUUCUUUAAAUAAAACAAUUCCAUCAACUCAACAUAUAGAAAAAGAUUCUAGCAUCGGCACUUCGUUAUCGGGGGUGAAUGGUCACUAUUUAGGAAAUGUUGACCAUGUACAACAAACACAACAAAAAUUAAAUCAAUUGAUACAAGGAAGUGAUCUUGAAAUGACGAACGAUCAAUAUUUGAAUGUUGAAUUAGAUAUUAAUAGCACUUCAAAUAAAUUGUUUCCAAGUCAAAAACUAAUCUCAUCAUCUUUAAAACGCCAGCAAUCAUUAAAUUCUGAUAAAAGUUCAAAUAAUCUAUCAGAAAACAAUCAAAAUUUAAAUCACUCAAAAUCAACGAAUACAAAUAUUAAUAAACGUGCACAAAUAUUAAAUCCAAUAUCAAAUAUUACGCAACAAAAGCGUCUUUAA
This is a messenger RNA of Rotaria socialis, 2292 nucleotides long. Lineage: Eukaryota; Metazoa; Rotifera; Eurotatoria; Philodinida; Philodinidae. The record is from the annotation of a GenBank genome assembly.